Messenger RNA from Serendipita indica DSM 11827, 1161 nucleotides. Lineage: Eukaryota; Fungi; Basidiomycota; Agaricomycetes; Sebacinales; Serendipitaceae. The record is from the annotation of a GenBank genome assembly.
AUGCAUCGAAUGCAACAUCCUCCGCGCACAUCAAGUCCCCUCGCCUCGUCCUCUUCGUCGUCGGCCAUUGCCUCGUCCUGGCAAAUCCACAGGCAACCCGAGGCGACAACUGGAGAUGUAUUUGGUGACGAAUACGACAUGUCGCCCUUUGACGAGACGGCGCUGGCUGCUAAUGGGCUGAGCCCUUUGUCCGUGGCGAGUCAGUCUCCGCUUGUACUCGAGGCGGCGGCGGCUGCUGGCUGGGAAGAAGAUGAAGAGGAUCCAUUUGCUGAUUGCUACCAUCCUCAGUCGUCGUCGCGUCCAGCCCGUCCGGCCUCCACCUCUGCACCCGCCUCCUCCGCGUAUCCUCGGGCCUCGUCACGCCCAGCUCCGGUUGUGCCGACAAGAAGAGGAACCGUUGGUGCUUACGGACGUUAUGCUGACUCAUCGUCACGCGUGCGCCGACAUCACCAAACUACGCCAUCGACGAUGACAUCGUCUGCUACCGGUCUCCGCAAACCUCAAACCCCGAUGCAGAUGCUCUACGAUCUCCCCUAUACUCCCUCGAGUACUCCCUCGACUUCGCCAAACUCGAGACGGCGAGCCACUUUGCCCUCACCACCACCCCUCCCAGCCAGACCACCGCGUGUGGUUGAACCCGACGCGCCCCUCGUCGUCCACGGCACACGACCCUCACCCUUUCCACUGGGUCCAACCCCUCCACGACGGACCGGACCCCCUUCGAGUACCGCAUCGUCUUCGGAUUCCACUGAUGACACUGAACUCGUCACACCAACCACGACCAUUGCCAGCACUUCUCCUGUGACGACAAGUGCCCCCACCAGUGGGAUGAUGCGACGCAAGCCGGCGGUCACGGCUCUCGAUAUGGAGCGUGAGCGGCAAUGGGCCCUCUGGGAGGCUGAACACGCCCCAUCGGCCACUAUUGCCGUCACUACCGAACCCAUGGAAAAGAAAAAGCUCUUCUCCAUCUCGAGUUCCAAGGCGUCCUCGUCGUCCUCCGGUGCCGAAGCCAAGCCCAAAAAGGAGACUAAGAAACGGUCGACUCGCUGGUGGUGCUGCUUUGGCUCUUCGGCACAUGAAACAGACGACGAAGAGGAGUGGGACGUCGAGCACGAGAAGAGCCCACGGCCUGCAUCCCGUCUUCGCAAGCGGGCCAACUAG